Messenger RNA from Anopheles darlingi, 3963 nucleotides. RefSeq names its product coatomer subunit alpha (gene alphaCOP). Gene Ontology annotation, molecular function: protein binding; structural molecule activity. NCBI's taxonomy places the organism in Eukaryota, Metazoa, Arthropoda, Insecta, Diptera, Culicidae. The transcript has 3 exons. Gene Ontology annotation, biological process: intra-Golgi vesicle-mediated transport; endoplasmic reticulum to Golgi vesicle-mediated transport; retrograde vesicle-mediated transport, Golgi to endoplasmic reticulum. The record is from RefSeq and is a predicted model, not a curated record. Gene Ontology annotation, cellular component: COPI vesicle coat. Bases 134 to 3826 code for a protein of 1230 amino acids.
AUGGAUUCGUACGUCAUCAUUUGUUAAACAGGCAUUUACUUGUCGUGGAAUUAAAGUGAAAAAACUGCAAUUUCCCUGAAAAAGUUGGAAAAGGUGCAUGAAGUUCCGGUACUUCUGCCACAUAUUGUAAAGAAUGCUGACCAAUUUUGAGACGAAAUCUGCUCGUGUGAAAGGGUUAUCGUUCCACCCUAAACGUCCGUGGAUUUUGGCGAGUUUACACAGCGGAGUUAUUCAGCUGUGGGACUAUCGUAUCAGUACUCUAAUUGAGAAGUUCGACGAGCACGAUGGCCCGGUACGUGGUGUCGCAUUUCACAACCAGCAACCGCUGUUUGUUUCCGGUGGUGAUGAUUUUAAAAUUAAAGUAUGGAACUAUAAGCAGCGAAGAUGCAUCUUCACCUUGCUAGGCCAUUUGGAUUAUGUACGCACGACCGUAUUCCAUCAUGAGUAUCCUUGGAUUUUGAGCGCCUCAGAUGACCAAACAAUCCGUAUUUGGAACUGGCAGUCUCGUUCCUGCAUCUGUGUGUUAACGGGCCAUAAUCAUUACGUGAUGUGCGCUCAAUUCCAUAUGAGCGACGAGGAUAUCAUUGUAUCGGCUUCUCUGGACCAGACAGUGCGAAUUUGGGACAUUUCAGGCCUUCGUAAGAAAAAUGUUGCCCCUGGACCAGCGGGCUUAGAAGAUCACUUGAAAAAUCCAGGAACAGCAGAUCUUUUCGGUCAGGCAGAUGCUGUUGUAAAGCACGUGCUUGAAGGACACGACCGGGGUGUUAAUUGGGCAUGUUUUCAUCCAUCAAUGCCCUUAAUUGCUUCCGGUGCCGAUGAUCGCCAAGUUAAGUUGUGGCGUAUGAACGAGUACAAGGCAUGGGAGGUUGAUACAUGCCGAGGACAUUAUCAUAAUGUAUCAUGUGUGCUAUUCCAUCCAAGAGCUGAUUUCAUCAUUUCUAACAGCGAAGAUAAGAGCAUUCGAGUGUGGGAUAUGACUAAGCGUCAAUGUAUUCAUACAUUUCGACGUGAAAAUGAACGCUUUUGGAUUCUUGCAGCACAUCCAAAUUUGAAUUUGUUUGCUGCUGGGCAUGACUCAGGAACAAUCGUAUUCAAACUUGAGCGUGAGAGACCGGCAUACGCUGUUUACGGAAAUUAUUUAUACUACGUAAAGGAUCGUUUUCUCCGAGAACUGGACUUUAACACAAACACAGAUACAGUCGUGAUGACGAUACGGGGUGGUGGUAAAGUCCCUGUUUACAGCAUGUCAUAUAAUCCAGCUCUAAAUGCAGUGUUAAUUUGCACACGUACUACCAAUCUAGAAAACAGUACAUAUGACUUAUAUAGCAUUCCCCAAAAAGAGAAUGGUUCACAGAACAAGGAAAUGGACAGUAAACGAUCAUCCGGAGUGACAGCAGUUUGGGUUGCACGUAACCGUUUUGCGGUACUGGAUCGGGCUAGUCAGCUAGUCAUCAAAAAUUUCAAAAAUGAGGUAACAAAGAAAAUUCAAUCACCUGUAUGUGACGAAAUAUUCUAUGCUGGCACUGGAAUGCUGUUGUUGCGGGAACCAGAACACGUUACCUUGUUUGAUGUUCAACAAUUGCGUUCCUUGGCACAAGUGAAAAUAGCAAAGUGCAAGUACGUUAUAUGGUCUAGUGAUAUGAACCACGUUGUAUUACUGGCGAAACAUACCCUCAUCAUUUGUAAUCGUCGCCUGGAUCUGCUUUGUUCCAUCCACGAAAAUGCUCGCAUUAAGUCCGGUGCCUGGGAUGAAUCUGGAGUAUUCAUUUAUACCACAUCGAACCAUAUCAAGUACGCGAUCAUAAACGGCGAUCAUGGAAUUAUACGCACUCUGGAUCUACCAAUAUACAUUACACGUGUUAAAAACAGUCAGGUAUUCUGUCUAGAUCGAGAGUGUCGUACAAGGCUAUUAACAAUAGAUACAACAGAGUACAAGUUUAAAUUGGCACUUAUUAACCGCAAGUACGAGGAAGUCUUGCACAUGGUACGGAAUGCCAGAUUGGUUGGCCAGAGCAUAAUUGCUUAUCUACAACAGAAAGGGUAUCCAGAGGUUGCCCUUCAUUUUGUAAAAGAUGAAAAAACUCGCUUUGGAUUGGCACUUGAAUGUGGUAAUAUUGAAGUAGCUUUAGAAGCAGCCAAGGCUAUGGACGACAAGCAGUGUUGGGAACGCCUGGCACAGAGCGCAUUAAUGCAAGGUAACCAUCAGGUUGUGGAGAUGUGCUAUCAGCGUACGAAAAAUUUUGAUAAACUAUCGUUUCUCUAUCUUAUAACGGGAAAUUUAGAAAAAUUAAAAAAGAUGAACAAGAUUGCUGAAAUAAGAAAGGACGUUUCAGCGCAAUAUCAGGGCGCUUUGCUACUAGGAGAUGUGAAAGAGCGAGUAUCAAUCUUAAAAAACUGUAAACAAACUUCACUAGCAUACUUGACCGCGAAAACGCAUGGACUGAAUGAGGAAGCAACUGUAUUAGCUGUCGAUAUCCAAGCUGAAGGCAAAGACCUUCCAGAGGUGAGUCCUAAUGCUAAAUUUUUGCGCCCCCCGGUUCCAAUACAACAAGCCGAAAGUAAUUGGCCAUUGUUGACGGUAUCGAAGGGUUUUUUCGAGGGAACUAUGAUGUCUCGAGGUGCAUCAACUGUUCACCAAGCAUUAGCACCGGUCGAAGCAGUUGAACAAAUAUGUGCUGAUAAUGAUGGGUGGGCAAUGGAUGAUGAUUUAUUGGAUGGUGAACGUUUUGAAGAUGCAAAAGAUGAUGACGAUGAGGCUGGUGCAGGUGGGGAUGGUGCAGGUUGGGAUGUUGGAGAUGAAGAUCUGGAACUUCCAGAAGAGCUUGUUUCCAAACUAUCCGACACAAAUAUUUCUAAUAGGAAUUUUUUCGCGGCUCCGCCGAAAGGAAUGCCAAUUUCUCAUUUUUGGUCCAUAAAUUCACAACUGGCAGUUGACCAUUUGCGGGCUGGAGCACUAGACUAUGCAUGUCGUCUGUUGCAUGAGCAAGUAGGGAUUGUUAGUUUUGAACCAUACCAAGAACUGUUCUUGGAAUCAUGCAUUGCAGCCAAAACAUCCUACAAAUGUCACCCACACGUAUCGCCACUACUUGGUCAUCCCAAUCGUAACUGGAAGGAGUUAAAUCCAAAAUCGUGCCACCCAACUCUUGCACUCAAAUUGACUGAUUUAGUUCAAAGCCUGCAGUCUUGUUAUCAGUUGACCACAACUGGCAAAUUCGGUGAGGCGAUUGAAAAAUUGCAGUGUAUCAUUCUUUGCGUCCCCUUACUAUCGGUUGAUACUCGCCAAGAACUAGCGGAGGCUCAACAAUUGCUCACUAUCUGUCGUGAAUAUGUGGUUGGUCUGCAAAUGGAAACAGAACGUAAGAUCCUACCGAAAACCACACAAGAAGAACAGAAACGUAUUUGCGAACUUGCAGCAUAUUUUACACACGUCAACUUGCAACCAGUUCAUCAGAUUCUAACUUUGCGUACAGCGUUAAAUUUGUUCUUCAAACUUAAAAAUUACAAGACGGCCGCAUCGUUUGCACGCAGGUUGCUUGAACUCGGUCCUCGGCCGGAAGUGGCCCAGCAAACUAGAAAAAUAUUACAGGCUUGUGAGGUGAAUGAAGUAAACGAACAUUCCUUACUAUACGAUGAACACAAUCCAUUUACAAUAUGCGCGGUAACUUACAAACCCAUAUAUCGGGGAAAUCCUGAAGAAAAGUGUUCUCUUUGUGCAGCCUCUUAUCAACCGCAAUACAAAGGAAUAAUAUGCGUGGUGUGUAGAGUGGCUGAAGUAGGCAGGGAUGUUAUUGGUUUACGUAUCAGCACAUUGCAGUUUAAACAAUGAAAACGGUUCAUCUGCAUCUAUCAAUACGCUAUUUAGAGUUCUUCCUAGAGCGUUAACAAUAAAAAAAUAAAUGUUUUUCACUAUGUAUGUAUUGAUUACGACACGAUAAAUUUGCAAUAAAAAUACCAUAAACUGUA